UCCAGUCACCAUCUCUACCAAUCCGUGGAAAGUAAUUGCAUUUCUUGAAAGUGAGGAUUUCCUUUCAGAAGACAAGUUGUCAUCAUUUCUAAUGAAUUUGAAAAGUUCUGGUAAUGGAGAAGCUUCACCACAGAAAAAACUAAAGUUAGACAAAGACUCGGCCAUCAAAAACUAUUUGUUAGAACAGCAGAAAGAGUGUCUCAAACAAACUAGAUACUACUGUCCUCCAACGUACAAUGACGAUGAACUAGAUAUUCAUGGUUUAUUUACUGAGCUGGAACUAGUUAAGAGGGAUGGUAGAGGUAGAAGAUUGGAUGCAGUACCAGCAUCAUUGGAAGAGAUCCUGGAUGUUAUCAAAUCCAAAGAUUCAUGUAAAGUAUUGAUUGAAGGGGAGGGAGGGAUGGGGAAAACCACUCUUCUUAGGUAUAUAUCCUACCGAUGGGCAAAUGAGAUAGAAAACACUUUUUAUGGAAAAAUUGUGUUUCUAAUAGAUAUUAGGGAUUUAAAAUCAGAUGAAAAUGUUAUGGAUAUUAUUUUGAAUGGAAUAUAUGUGGACGACUUCAACCAGACGCAAAAUAUGGAUGUAACAAUUGAUGAGUUUGGUAGUUUUAUAAGAACACAUGGUAGUGAAGUUGUUUUGUUGUUAGAUGGACUGGAUGAAUUGAAUCCUAAAGCCAGACACCCAAUUGAUAUAUUCAUAAAAAAGAUAUUACGGAAAAGCAAUGUGAUUUUAUCAUCUCGCCCUGGAAAUACUAAGGAAAUUGCAAGAGAAAGUGAUGUUUAUGUUAAGGUUUUAGGAUUUAACUCAAAGAACAUAGAGAAAUUUAUUUACAAAUUCUUUAAGAAUGAGCCUAAGUUAGGCAAAUCACUGAUAACAGAGUUGCAUAAAUAUAAAAAUGAAGAUCAAAUUGAUGAAAAAAGUAAAUUAUAUGACUUGUGUCGUUCACCAAUGCUGCUGCUCUCAAUAUGCACAAUGUGGAAGGAAAAUCAAUACCUUCCACCAAAUUUGGCUAGCCUGUUUGAGGAAUUGUUUUGUUGCAUUUUGAAUCAAUACAAAAGGAAAAAAUGUUUAGAAAUUAAGGUUUCUAAUUUUGCCAAUAUUCAGGAGAUGUAUAAAAGGUGUUUUUCAAUUCUUGGAAAAUGUAUGUAUGAAAGCUUAAAAAAAAACAAGUUUUCUAUAGAGUUUGACGACUUAACUAAAUACAAUUCAAAUGGAGAUGAAAACAACUUGGCACUGGCAAUUGGAAUACUUUAUGAAGAGGUAACACAAGGUGCACAAAACCAUUCAAAGUUCUAUACAGCUCCUCAUAAAUUGAUAGCUGAAUCAUUGGCAGGGUUCUUCCUUUGUAGGCAAUGUCAAAAAGAGAAAAGUUUCUCCACUGAAGAAUUGGAUACGAUAAGGUCUAAUGAGUAUUUACAUAUGACACGUGUCUUCGCUGUUAACUUUCUUGGUGCUGAUGCUGAUAAACUCUUGCAACAUUGGAUUACAAAUAAUGGAAUGGAUUAUCGUUCCCUUAUGGAAUAUUUGAUGAGGUUAGAAAUAACACAGCAACAGAUUGUAGCACAAAGACUGGAUGCUUUCAUAUCUGGAGUGAACCUUGCAAUUAAAAAACACUUUCCAAGUAUUUGUGAUUCCCUCAGAAUGUUUGUGCAUCCUGAUAUUGAAAUUUGUAUUAAUGACCAUUUGAUACAACAAUUAAGAGAAGUACGCAUGCUGGAAAUCAGGUCGUGUUCAAGUGCAUUUAAAAGGUCUUUAGAUGCAUGGAUUGAAGCUAAAUCAUCAGUACAAAAUCCAGCGCAUAAAAUGUUAAGUCACAUGUUGUUUGCUGCCAAAGAUCAAAGAUGUAUCACUACAACAAAAGCUUUUUUAUCUGGUAGUUAUACUUUUUUUGAGGAUAUUACUACUGAGUUUGGAAAUCUGAAAUUAGUUUAUGAUGAUGGGUUAGAUUUGGACUUUAGCAGUAAUAAUGUCAGUAGGUUCCUAAUAGUUCAUUUACUAAAUUUUGUACCAGACGUAUUAAGCUUGAACCUUGUUAAUUGCUCGUUAUCAGAUACAUUUAUUAACAGUGUAUUCAGUAAGUGUCACAGUAACCUUAGCAAUCUUGAUAUUUCAAUGAAUAAGCUUACUGGUAUUAAAGGAUUCUUGAAUAAUAUGCCAAAUCUGUUUUCUCUGACAAUGGAAAACUGUAGUUUAUCAGGUGCAGAAUUAGAAAAAAUGGUCAGCAGUCUCAAUAUGUCAGCAAGUGCAGCAUUAGAGAUAUUGGAACUGAAAGACAACAUAUUUCGUGACAUAGAAGGAAUUACGUUAAGUACUCUACUAGUUAAUGCUCCAGUACUAGAUGUACUGGAUGUGAGAAAUUGUCAAUUAUCAUCUGUUGUUAUAAAGGACAUGGUUAGUGACUUAAAAAAAAAUGAAAAAAUUCUGGUCUUGACACAUUUCAAAAUCGACAAUAAUAGUCUAAAUGAUAUUGAAGGACAUACAUUAUCUGAUUUAUUGUAUAUUGCCCCAGACCUUGUAAAAGUUAGUAUGCGGGGAUGUAAUCUUGUGGGUACAAUUGUAAAUAACAUGAUCCUGAAUUGUCCAAUACAUAAUAAAUUACAGAAUCUUGAUAUUUCGUAUAACAAUCUGAGUGAUAUUGAUGAAUUAUUACUUUUUCGAAUGAGAAGGAAAUUUCCCAACAUAAAAUGGCUUGGUAUGCAAGAAUGCCAGCUUAAGGGAACCAUCAUUAGGGAUAUGCUGGACAAAUGUGAUACAUUGGAUGCGAGUUGGGGAAGAAGGCUUAACAUUUAUGGCAAUAUUCUCCAUGACAUUGAUGAUGCAACUAUUUAUGCAUUACUUAAAUUAAAAGCUGAGUUUGAUUUAUUUGAAUGUAUAUCCACUGUAAAACAAUUGGACGCUUUAAUUGCUCAAUGUGUAAAUGAGAACAUCAUGCUAGAAUGUGAUGAAGUUGAUAUUGGAUGCAGUCAGCUUCAGAGUAUUGCAGGAGCAACUUUAGGAAAUCUGUUGAAUAUUGCACCUAAGAUAGUAUCUCUUCACUUGCGAAAUUGUAGUUUAUCAG
Anneissia japonica is the source of this 3059-nucleotide messenger RNA. RefSeq names its product NLR family CARD domain-containing protein 4-like. NCBI's taxonomy places the organism in Eukaryota, Metazoa, Echinodermata, Crinoidea, Comatulida, Comatulidae. The annotation marks the transcript as partial. The transcript is spliced from 3 exons. Gene Ontology annotation, molecular function: protein binding. The record is from RefSeq and is a predicted model, not a curated record.